Messenger RNA from Conger conger (European conger), 5084 nucleotides. It is a transcript of the gene fam20ca, whose product is annotated as FAM20C golgi associated secretory pathway kinase a. Gene Ontology annotation, biological process: protein phosphorylation. The transcript is spliced from 10 exons. Gene Ontology annotation, molecular function: protein serine/threonine kinase activity. NCBI's taxonomy places the organism in Eukaryota, Metazoa, Chordata, Actinopteri, Anguilliformes, Congridae. The record is from RefSeq and is a predicted model, not a curated record. The coding region runs from base 891 to 2606 and encodes 571 amino acids. Gene Ontology annotation, cellular component: Golgi apparatus.
AGAGGUACAGCUACAUUAUCAAAAAAUAGAAUAAAUAAAAAUAUGCACCUGCCGAAAAGAAAUACUCUUGUGCAUUGUUAGCGCUUUUGUUGUUUUUCGAUGUAGCAGCAGGGCGUGAUAGCUAAGUACCUAGUACGCAACUUGUUUUGUUGGUUGGGAGGGUUUGGUCACCGGCUUUAUUCAAACUACUUGGUCAGAUUGCUUCCUUAUUGUGUUCUUUUAUAAGCCCUUUUCAGUCGCGGGACGCUGUACAGAACGAAAGCUUGUGCUUAUAUCCCUUCGUCAAAGCCUGUAGGGUACUUUUCGCUGUCAUUGGGGACCGUAGCAACAUUUGCCUGUCCUAUUUUCGCCCUUAAGAGAGAUGGAUAUAUUUAUUGUCUGUGUUAGGAUGAGAAUAGCCAGCCUCGGCGGUACGGCAGAAUGAGCGUCCUUAAGAUGGAGAGGGGCUGUAAAGACUUUGCUCACACGCACAAAGGACGAUUUUCUCCCGAACAUUUCUUUCUUUUUAUUCAUUUGUAUGAGUAAUUUUAGCUGUUUAUACGCGAGAAUCUCUACAGUAUCUCAAUCCAUAAAAUAAGCGAAAAUGAAGCCGGUUGCUUAUAAGGUCUGUUGGUCAGUACUGAGACGAAAUUGCUUACCUGGAUGGAGAUGAGGAAUCUUAUAUUUUCCUUAAUACGGAGUCAUUCCCUCUAACGCGGAUUUUUUUUUUCAUAUAAGGAUUAUUUGGGGGAGAAACAAAUAUCUGCUCUAACCCCUUCAAAUGGAGACAGCACAGUUUACAACUCAUAUUACUUUAUUACAACUUCUGCAAUAGACAUUGUUGGUAAUGUAGUCCGUUUCGUGAUAUAUUGUCAAAGUGUAUUUAUAACGCAUGUUAGGAAAUUAGGGAAAUGAAAAUGAUACUGUUCCGUAAAUUCCGAGUUUUAAUUCUUAUGGUGUUUUUGAUUGCGUGCACCAUGCACAUAGUGAUAGACUUGUUACCAAAACUGGAGAGGCGAGCGACUGGACCGAGCACUGGGAACAGCGGCUGCUCGUGCGCCCACAAGCCGAGCGAGGAGCCCCAGAGCCGCGGCAAGCAGCAAGGCAUGUCGGCGGCAGAAUCUGGCUGGCCUAACAAACACACUUUGAGGAUCCUGCAAGAUUUCAGCAACGAGCCAAGCUCAAAUCUCACGUCGCAUUCCCUGGAGAAAAUCGCCGGGACUAGGGAUAAACUCGAGGCUUUCAAAAGAGGUGAACAAUACGCGCAAAAUGAAGAGAGACAGAAGAAUCUAAUUAAAGACCAGGCCGACGACAAGAGUUUACCUGUCAAGGGGUUCUCUCGGCUGGCAGCUCUCUUUGAACACCCUCUGUACAAGACAGUUCGACCUCCGCUCACUGACGAAGACACCUUGUUCAACGUCAACAGUGACAUCAAGUACUACCCGAAAGCACCCGAGAAUCAGGAGUGGCCCAGAGAGGGGGCGCAGGAGGAGGAGUACCUACCCACGGGUGAGGGAGGGGCCGAGGUGUACCCGAACUGGCUGCGCUUCCACGUGGGGAUCAACCGCUACGAGCUGUACGCCCGGCAGGACCCCAUCACCGACGACCUGCUCCGAGACCUGCCCGGCCAGAGGAUCACCAGCGUGGCCAUGAAAUCUGGCGGCACCCAGCUGAAGCUCAUCAUGACCUUCCAGAACUACGGACAGGCCCUGUUCAAGCCCAUGAAGCAGACGCGGGAGCAGCAGACGCCGCCGGAUUUCUUCUACUUUUCCGAUUUUGAGAGACACAACGCCGAGAUCGCCGCCUUCCACCUGGACAGGAUCCUGGAUUUCCGUAGAGUGCCCCCUGUGGCCGGGAGGCUGGUGAACAUGACGAGGGAAAUCCGAGACAUAACCCGCGACAAGAAGCUGUGGAAAACGUUCUUCAUCUCGCCCGCCAACAACGUGUGCUUCUACGGAGAGUGCUCGUACUACUGCUCCACUGAGCAUGCUCUGUGCGGGAAGCCUGACCAAAUCGAGGGCUCGCUGGCUGCCUUCCUCCCAGACCUGGCCCUCGCCAAGCGCAAGACCUGGAGGAACCCCUGGCGCCGGUCCUACCACAAGCGCAAGAAGGCAGAGUGGGAGGUGGACCCUGAUUACUGUGACGAGGUCAAGCAGACGCCCCCAUACGAUAGAGGGACUCGACUGCUGGAUGUUAUGGACAUGACCAUCUUUGACUUCCUGAUGGGGAACAUGGAUCGACAUCACUACGAGACCUUUGAGAAGUUUGGGAACAGCACCUUCAUCAUCCACCUGGAUAACGGGAGAGGAUUUGGUAAAUACUCCCACGAUGAGGUCUCCAUCCUGGUGCCUUUGAGUCAGUGCUGCCGGGUGAAGAAGUCGACUCACCAGCGCCUCCUGCUGUUGGCGAAGGAGGAGUACAAGCUGAGCGCUCUGAUGGCGGAGUCUCUGGAAAUGGACCGCCUGGCGCCCGUGCUCUUCCCCCCCCACCUGGGGGCGCUGGACCGACGCCUCCGGCUGGUCCUGCAGGUCCUGGAGAACUGCAUCCUGAAGCAGGGCUACAGCAAUGUGGUGGAGGACGACACGGGUCCCGCCCACAGCCGCACCACUGCCCACAGCGCCAGGUAGUGCACCAGUGGACCGCAGCUGGAACCACAAAUAUAACCGGAGGCUGGGAAUGGAACCAGAACCGCUAAUGGAACCAGAACUUGAAUGGGACCAGAGCCACAAUCGGAACCAGAACUAGACCAAGGGGUGACCCUAAUCCCUCACCCCCUCCAAUGACACCCUAACCCCCCCCCCACCGCCAUGCACAAUGCUCCAUAUGCCAUGGAUGUCUUGUGAAAGGCGCGUUUUAACGAUACUGUUUGAAUUCAGUGAAUUCCAAGACUGCAGAGAUGUCUCUUUCACAUGUGUGUGUUCGUAUACCUGUGCUGUACACAGGUACAAAGGCACUUAAGAGAGGCAAUAGAUGGUCAAACUAAAAUGAAGGCUGUUAUUUGCUUUUUAUUUUUGAAGCCUUUUUUUCUUUUUGAUUGGAGUGCCAGUAUCCUCUAACAUAAGAUGUGACUGUUACAUCCUGCCUGAGUUGAUGAACCUGAAAUUAUUUAUUAUUUUAUUUAUUUCUGGAAAUUCAAAUACCAAAACGAACUCUCUCAUCAACUGCGAAUAUUGGGAUAUCCACACUCUUCUCGUGAUGAGCUGGAGGGUAGAGGACUACUGCGUGAUGACGCGUUUUAAACUUGUCAAAACAGGUCUAUCACAAAUACAUUUCUGUUAUUGCCAUUUCAAAUGAAGUCACUUGAUGCAUUUAUAUUUGUGUUCAAUGAAGUUCCCAUCUGCUGAGUGGCAUUUCAUAUCUUCAAAGUUUGUCAUCUUUUCCACCUUCUGUCUUAUUCGUAUGCAGUGUGCCACAUAAAAUGCCUUCAGGAGUGUCCCAUGUUUAUAAAACCUUCAUGCUCAUUUCCCCCCUCUUCAUAUUUCCUCAUUUAUAUACUUUCGCCCAGCUGUGGGAAAGCUUUGCUUGCUCCCAAAGGUGCUUUUAAAAGUGACAGUGUCAUGGUCUCAUCUCCAAACUUGUGUUCUGAACCCAGACUGGGGCAUGAUAAAGUGGGUGGGGUUGCAUUCAUACCCUGCCCAGUGUAACCCAGACUGGGGCAUGAUAAAGUGGGUGGGUUGGGUUCAUACCUGCCCAGUACAACUCAACCCUCUCACCCAUUGUUAUUCCCUCUUGCCCGGUAUCUGCUCUUUUUCAUUGUUACUAAGCACUUCAUUGAUCAAUUUAAGCAAUUGAUUACACAGGCAGGCAUCCCACCUCUCCCAGAAGAACUGAGAGUUUCCCCCGGAAUUUGUCAUCUGUUCCCUAAUACCCGAUCAGAAAUCUCCUGCAAAUCCGUUAUCUCUUAAAAAUAAUUUUUCCAGGGGUGGGAUGUCUGCACAGUUAAGUGUAAAGACAAUUCACUUUAAAUCCAACGGAUCCUGACACAAGACCACUCACAGACUGUUUCGCAACCCUUCAGUUGAAAUAUGCUAAUAAAAAAUAGAAAUUAAGGUCAAAACAUGUUUCUUACUGUAUCAGUCUCUUAAAUACAUGAAUGUGAGGCUAACCUUACAGUGCUAUGACAGUGUGCUGCACCCAAAAAAGUAACCGAUCAAAUUGAAGGUCCUAUUUUAGUUUUUAUUUGGGUUCCUCCUGUGUAAAAGGAUAACCUGGAGAACUUCCCUAUCUGUUGGUGUGAGUGCAAAUUCCAUAAAUGCAAAAAUCUCCCCCCUUCUCUCUGUCUCUCUCUCUCUCUGUCUUCCCUCCCUCCCUCCCUUUGAAGCAAGUCCCAUUGAGAUAAAAAUCUAUAUUUCCAGACAGUCCUGGCCAGGAUUGCAGUAGCACAAAUAAUGAGACCGCACAGUAAUAUAUAAAAACAACAGAGACCUGCCAGGAGCCUAAUCCAGUCUACCCUUCAGCCACCAGCCCAGGCCACAUUAAUUAAACGCUUAACAGAGCUGGAAUGAACAUCAGGACACAUAGAGAGAUGAAGGAUAGAGAAACAUUGCUUCAGCCAACCACUGUGUUAUCUAUUACUGAGGAGGGAUCACACUUAUGCUUAUGGGAGCCAUGGUUGCUUAUAUCCACUGGUUGCUUAUAUCAGGCAAUAGAAUGCAUGAAAUCAUGGAUCGCUCAGAACCAGUUGUAUUACUGCUUGUGUCCAGUGAUUGGCUAUAUCACUCUGGAUGGUAGUCUUUCCAAAGCCAGAGCAUUAAGGGUGGCUAGUGGUUACAGUGCUCCUUCUAGAAUCACUAUCAUGUGCAUACACUGGAACUGUUUUUUUCCACAUUGAUGUGCAAUUUGUGAAUAUUUCAUUAUUAUUUGGGGAAAUAAUCAUGGAGGAAUGUUGAAAUGCUAGGACAGUAUAAUUGUGUAUGUAUAUUUGUUGGCUUUACAUUUCUAUUUGAGUUGGACAGAAAAACAACCCAUUGUGUACUAUGAUUGUGUCAUCGUGCUGUUACUAUAAACACAGAUAAUUGAGACUACUGAAAUCUCCAGUGGAAAAAGUAUUCCAUAUUUAAGAACUGUUCAAAUGCGAAUGGAAAUAAAACUCCUCUUUCAGAUCA